Messenger RNA from Paraglomus brasilianum, 1323 nucleotides. The record is from the annotation of a GenBank genome assembly. NCBI's taxonomy places the organism in Eukaryota, Fungi, Glomeromycota, Glomeromycetes, Paraglomerales, Paraglomeraceae.
AUGGGCGAUUUUACGUUACCCUUCUACUCGUUCAUUCGACUUUCCUUUCAGUUUUUUGUUUUCGGAGCUUUGGCAUUGAUGUUUGCCCACAACUCCAUCGUGUCCGCCUUUUACUUCAAAACGCGCCAACGCAACCUCUCAAACUUCCUUAAGAUAAUCUUCAAUUUCUCGGGAUGUCUAAGAAAUUGUCUGAUUUUUGCAUCAACUCUGCUUGGACCAGAUGUGACCACGCCUCUCUGCAUAGGAGUGGUUGUUCCUACCAAUGUUACCCAAUUCAUGUUUCUGUCAUCUUUGACUCUCUUCAUGAUAUGGAGAUUACGGCAAAUUGAAAGCAAAACUUAUGAUUCAGCUAUUUGCGGCUUUCUAUUCUUUGGAAGAAUUGUCGUGCAACUUACUCAAGUUGUGAUGUCGGUACCAGUGGCGGAAGAAUCCCCUGACAUACCCGGAGCAUAUUUUUGUAAGAUGCAUAUAGAGGAAAAGACGACUAGGGCAUUGUUUUACACAUAUCAUGUUCUUGAUGUCUUAAUCGACAUUUAUGUUACAAUACGGCUUGUCUAUAUUCUUCACAAGGCCAAUACUAAUGCAAAGCGUGUGGCGGCGGCCAACAUGCGCCACUCACCCCCCAAACGUAGUUUAUUCACAGCCAUCAUGUACUGGAAUUUCGUGCGCUUGCUUGCUACAUUCUUACACUACAGUGUAACCCUUUCUGGAGUCAUUACAUCCCAAGAGAAUCCCUUCAAAUACUGGACGUUCCAGCUGUUUGCUCUGAUAAUAUUAAGCUAUUCUAUUACUGUUGAUGCAGAAAUUGUAAAGGUUGUUGGAGGAAGACCUGUAAGCUCGAAUAAGGGAGGCAUCGCAGGCGGUACAGGCAAGAAAUCUUACCAAGCUAGCCUGCCGUCUCCACGGGCACCGCCAUCUUAUAAAAGCCAGGUGGUUGCAUCGAACAAUAAUGACAAUAGCCCGCAAUCAUCAUAUGCGCAACAACCUGGUUCGCUACCCGUUUACGAAGAAGUGAAUGGCCAAACAAUGGCAUUAUCGGUCAAGCGAGCGUCCUUUUUUGAAUUGGCUUCAACGAGUCUGGGGUUCCAUAGUAACGAUUUAGAUGAACAGUACAAGGACCGUGAUAUCGAAAAGGCAGAAGUCAACGACUCUAUUGAAAUAGUCCAGGAUGAGGAGCCUAUAUCAGGGGAGCGAAUUGUUGAGGAAUCCGACGUGGACGCAGUAGACACGGAUCAAAGAUGUAGCAGCACAAUCAGCGGUGACACGGCCAUUAACGUAACACAAGUUUCUGUUGACGAUAAAUCGGUUAUCCUUGAGCUUUAA